GAGCUACAGGGGCCCCUGACAUCUCCCCUAGAGGAGGAGCCGCCGCUCUUCUGCGGGCAGCAGCAGCAGCAGCAGCAGCAGCAGCAGCAGCAAGAUAGUGAGCCGUUUGCUGCCAACUACGGACACAGUGAGCCAGAAGAAACCGCGGCAGACAUGCCAGCAGCACCCAUAACGGAAGCAGCAGCAGCAGCAGCAGCAGCAGCAGACACGGCUGAACACCAAGGGGACGCAGGAACGCAGCAAGCAGCAGCAGCAGCAGCAGCAGCAAGCUGCAGCAGUCCCGUUCGUGCCCUGUCUCUAACUAGCCCUUUGAGCACCUCAGCGUCCUGUUGCAUGCCUGCGACUGCAGCAGCAGCAGCAACAGCCGCAGACGCUGCAGCAGCAGCAACGGCAGCAGCGCCGCCACGCCGAAAUGCGUUGGAAGCUUCAGGCCCUUGGAGUACGUUCGCUGCUUUGUGCUCGCCGCGAGCAGCAGCAGCAACAGCAGCAGCUGCUGCGCCCGCAGCAGCAGCAACAGCAGCAGCAGCAGGGCCGAUUUUGUUAGUGCCAUCGGGCUCUCAGCAAGUGUGCGCCGCUGGGCCUGCUGUUGUCCGUUCUGCUGCUGCUGCUGCUCCUGCUGCUACUGAGGGCACCUGUGUGGUAAGGAGGCGCAGCAGAAUGUGCUUUGCAGCAGCAGCAACAGCAGCAGCAGCAGCAGAUGGCAAACAGAUAAGGAAGCAGCCGCAGGGUUUCGCGUGGAGGCCGCGGCUGCAGCAGAAGCUGCUGUUGCUGGCAGCACUUGUUACUCCCCGUCACAGGCGUGCGGAGCUGCUGCAGCAGCAACAACAACAGCAACAGCAGCAGCAGCUGCGAGAGCAGCAGCAGCAGCAGCAACAGCAACAGGAAACGGGCUCAGGACACCCCCGCAGGUGGACCGUCGACGGCCAUUUGCUGCUCGAGGCGAACGAAAUAUCGCCGGCGCCUCGCAGCAGCAGCGUCAGCGGCAGCAGCAGCAACAGCAGCAGCAGCAACAGCAGCAGCAGCAACAGCAGCAGCAGCAACAGCAGCAGCGGCAACAGCAGCAGCAGCAACAGCAGCAGCGGCAACAGCAGCAGCAGCAACAGCAGCAGCAGCAACAGCAGCAGCAGCAACAGCAGCAGCAGCAACAGCAGCAGCAGCAACAGCAGCAGCAGCAGCAACAGCAGCAGCAGCAACAGCAGCAGCAGCGGGAGCGCUGUGCUUUCUUCAGGCGUUCUGUGGCCUGUAGCUCCUGCUGCCUCUCAUGCAGCGCCGGCCGCUGCUGUUCCUUACAAGCUGUCGCCCCGCCAGCAGCAGCAGCAACGGCAGCAGCAGCAGCAGCAACUGCUGCUGCGGGACAAACUCUACCAGCAGCAAAUACAGCAGCAGCGACUUUGUGCUUCACAUGCAAAGGCCCACAAGCGGCAGCAGCUGCUGCUGCAGAUGCUUCCACCGCCGCAAAGGCAGCCCCAGACAGCUCAGCAGCAACAGCAGCAGCAGCACGUGCCUCCGGAAGCAGCAGCGGCAGACGCAGCAGCAGCAGCAGCAGAAGCAACAGGAGCAGCUGCUACUUCUUUUGUCCGCCGAGCAGCAGUUGUGCCACGUUUAGAUCUUUCUUCUGUCUGUGGGGCCCGCAGCAGAAUGCAGCAGCAAGGAAGCAGCAGCUUAGCAGCAGCAGCAGCAGCAGCAGCAAGCGGCCCAAGGGAAGUUGAUGAUGCUGCAGCAGCCCCCCCUGCUGCAACAAGCAGCACUUGCGCCUGCGGCAGCAACCAUACGCACAGAGCACAGCAGCAGCAGCAGCAGCAGCAAACGAAGGAGUUGACCUUCUCAGGCUCUGCAGCAGAUGCAGCAGCAGGUGCAGCAGAAGAUGCAGCAGCAGCUACAGCAAUAACAGUUGCUGCUGCUACGACUGUGUUCGCACCAGAAGGCAUGCAAUCAGCAGCGAAAACAGAAAUAGCCGCGGAAGCAGUAACACGAGAAGCAGCAGCAGCAGCAACAGCAGCAGCAGCAGCAGCAGCAGCAAGCCCUGUAGACUGCGGCUGCUGGGAUGGCUGCGACGAGCCUCUUCGCGCUAUUUGGCGGAUCUUUGAUAACCUGAAGCAGCUGCUGCAGAAGCAGCAGCAGCAGCAACAAUGGAAGCAGCAACAACAACAGCAGCAGCAGCAGCUGCAGCUGCAGCGCAUGCAGGCGCCGUGGCAAGUGCCAUGGCUCCCCUUGUCAGCUGCUGCUGCUGCACUUUGUGCCUGUCCAGGGCAUCACCGACAGCAGCAGCAGCAGCAGCAGCUAGACACGCAGAUGCAUGCGCUGCUCGCUGCUCUUGUUGUCUCUCUGCUGCUGCACGAAGCUCAGCACGAGCCUAGAGACUUACCUGAAACAGCGCAUGACAGCCAAGCAGCAGCAGCAGCAACAGCAGCAGCAGCUGCUGCUGCUGCUGGGGGUGCUGCUGGCAGCAGGGGCAACGUUCGCACCUGCAGCAGCAGCACAGAGAGCGCAUGCACCCGUUUGCUGCUGCUGGCUGCUGCUCCUUUUGGGGAGCAGCACCUGACAGUCGAUGAGCUGCUGGGCACCCUGC
Eimeria tenella is the source of this 2569-nucleotide messenger RNA. RefSeq lists its product as uncharacterized. The annotation marks the transcript as partial. The record is from RefSeq and is a predicted model, not a curated record. Lineage: Eukaryota; Apicomplexa; Conoidasida; Eucoccidiorida; Eimeriidae. The transcript has a single exon.